ACCGUAUUUGUAAGGUUUUACCAAUUUUAAACAUGAUUAAAUACAAAAAACCGCAAGAAAUCACAACAACAAAUAAAUCCGUAUCAAUAAAAAACUUUGACGUUUUACAGAUUGCUGGGUUUGAUUGCCAAAUAAAAAUCUUAAUGUUAGUUCCGUUUUUCACCAUGCCCAUUCUCUUUCCGCACAGACUUAAUUAUACCAUAUGAAUAAUACGAGAACAUAAAUAAAUAUAGCACACAUAAAUUCUCCUUUUUCAAAUGAUCGCAGACAGAAAACUAUUUCGACAUGCUCUUUGAUUUCAACUGGAUAUUGAUUGUCAUAUAAUGUCAUCUGAUUAUUAUUGUCAUAAUAAUUUAUUGUGUUUAUCUUAAAUAUAAAAAAAAAUAUUUCUGCAAAAUAUAGUAAAUUAGCUAACUUGGCGAACUUCCUACCGCCCAAAAGUAAUAAUUUGCAAUAAAAUAAUAUUAAGACUAUAAAUUGAGAUUUAUACCUGAACAAAUGGCUACUCAACAACCACAGCCACGUAGGAAGCGCUUCGUUCCAAAAUAUGAAGUAGAUGGCGUAUAUAAAGUUUUAUUAGGAGAGGAAACACAAUUACAAAUAGAAAUGGUAAUCGGUAUGCACGUUAAUGCCCAAUAUCCGUGGAAGUCUGUCAGCAAGGCAAAAAUUAUGGAAAGCAUAGAGGUUGGUGGAGAACUUUCUGAAUUUUAUCCCAUCAAAGAACAUAUUGAAGCUUAUACUGAAGAAAUGAUGCUAUUAGGAUACAUUGUAGAUGAAUCAAAAGAUACAGAUGAAUUUUAUAUAUGUUGUACUAUUGAAGCCCGAGACCAUUGCAAACAGCAGUCUGAGAGAUUUAUAAGAAGGCAAGAAAAGAAGUUAGAAAAGGCAGUACAGAAAAAACCGAGACCGUGGAAAAGUUUAGGGAGCGAUAAGGAAAUAAUAGAACUGAAACCAUUUAAUACAAGACCUUUGAUGGAAAUGGAAAUAAGAGCAAAAUUUCCAACAGAGUAUCAGCCAAAAAAGUUUCAAGUCAGAGAUUCGAAUUCUGUACGCGACGGUUAUAUAGAAUUGACACCUUUUAGACAGAAAUUUAAUAAUGUAUACCGCAGACGAGUUGACUGUGCAUCUCAAAUUGCUCCUCCAAUGAUAAAUACAGAAGCACAAACUGUGUUAAGAUAUCCUCAAAAUAAAUGGACUCAAUCGAUUGCUGAUGCUAUGGGUAAGAUGGAUGACUUAGAAGGCGGAGGAGAUGGAGCCGCACAGAUGGGUGCUGAUGAAAGAGUAGAAGAAAGUUCAGAUGAGGAGGAAGCCGAAAAAGAAAAAGUUGAUGAAGUGGGUCUGCAAGCUUACCGUGCUGCGUUACGGCGAAUGCGACGGCCAUCAUACAUUAAAAUGAUAAAUGGGUUUAUGUCAUCAAAGUCUGAAGAAGUGCGCUCUAUUAUUGAACUAAAUACCGUAAUGGAUAUGUAUUGCAAUGAUUACCCGAAUUUAAUCGCAGAAAAAUUUGUAGAUAUUUAUGAUACGAUGGCAUUUGACGAAUAUGUUUGUUUUACAGAUGUAAGAGCUAAAGAAAAGUACGUGGCUUGUGCCGCCUUUCACCCUAUGUGGUCUGGUAUUGUAGCUAUAUGUUAUUCAGACGGCUCUCCCACAGUUAUGAGAACCCUGGGAACUAGGCCUGACCCAAUACAAAGAGCUGUAUAUGGCUUGAAUCCUGUAAUGAUUUGGAGUCACAUAGAUAGUUUAUUACCAAAAUUGUACUUGGAAUCGCCCCGUGAGGUCAAAACCUUGUCUUUUUGUCCAUUUAAUGAAAAUAUUUUAGUUGGCGGCUGUAUAAAUGGUCAAAUAGUUAUUUGGGACUUGACCAAUAAGCUGGAAAACGUAGAAAAGGUGGAAGUACUUAGCGAGACCAGAGAAAGAUAUAGAAUAGCUAUGAAUGCUCAUAUGGAUUGGAUGAAAAUUGUCCAAGAUAAGGCUGUUGUACAAGCUACAGUUUUAAGUAAUUUAAUGACUAGUCAUUACGGACCAGUGACUGCUAUUAAAUGGUUUCCUCCAAAUUUUAUUGUUUCACCGACUGGAACAGUUACAGUUAUGCCAAAAGAUAAGCAAUCUUUAAUGUUUUUUUCUGGUUCUGAAGAUGGUAACAUUUUGAUAUGGAAUUUGUCUGUAGACAGUGUAACAUUGUUUGAGGGUAAGAAAGUAAAAAAAUCAAAGAGGAUUGCAAGAAGACCGUCAGGGCUGACAGUCGACGUUUCACCAUUAAAAAUAUUGGAUAGAAAUUUACAACCAUGUUACAAAAUAAUUUUAGGAAUAGCUGGAAAACCGGAAACUUUAUGUUUGCAAUCAUUUGCAAUGAUAUCUCCUAUUCUGAAUUACAUUUACACACCCAAAAAUACUGGUAUGGGAAGAAAGUAUUUUAAAUGUGAAGUAGUUUCUCAAUCCGAAAGUGAUAUUUCCAUGGUUUUAUAUUGUGGUUCACAACAUGGGGAAUUAAGAAGAAUUACUUGGGAAGGGCAUCAAUUCAACACAGGGGAAGUUGUCAACUCUGAAUAUUGUGACAUAAAAUUUCGUUGUUAUAUACAUGAUGGAAUUAUAACUUCAACACAGAGAAAUCCGUUUAUAAAUGAUAUUACUUUAUCAGUUGGCGGCAAAAUAUUCGCUAUAUGGACUGAUAGAUUAUUAGAUAGACCGCUCAUUUGGAAAAAACGACCUUACCGUUUGACAGAUGCUGCUUGGUCAUUGUACAAGCCUAGUGUAAUUUUUAUUUCAACCUCUGAAGGAGAUCUUGAGACUUGGGAUUUGCUUAUUAAAAGUGAUAAACCAAUUUCAGUCCAAACACUAUCUGGUACCAUGCUUACAGGUGUCAGUCUACAUACUUUACCUCUGUCCAAGAACAUAAUCGGCGUAAGCGAUAUAAACGGCUCUUUUCGCAUGUUUUUAGAUCCACCAAUAUAUAUGAUUCAUAAUCCAGAUUAUCAAGGUCGCUUAGAGUCAAUGUUUUCAAGAGAUUUAAAAGUCAUGCAGUCAUUUAUAAAAUGGCAAGAGGAUUGGAUGAAUAAUAACCCACAAAUUUUACUUGAAAUAAGACGAAAAGAAGGUGCUUUGCUAGCAGAAAAGGAAGAAGAGAAGCGUAGGUUACGAGAAGAAGAAGAAAAAAAACAAGAAGAGGAAGCUGAAGCAAGACGAUUAGAAAAGUUGAAAGUGGUUGGUCCCGAGGAAAGAUGGCAAAAGAUUAUACAAAAACUUAUAGAAAGAACUAUAGCCGUGAAGAAAAGGAUAAAUAGAGCUGAGUUGAUUGAGCAAGAGAAACCCUUACGUGAACUAGAAGCUCAGCGACUAGAGAAAGAAAGGAGAAUGCUAGAUAUAAUGAAAAAUCAGAAAAACAUUUUUAACGAUACAGUCGCCAUAUUAUUCCCGGAGGCAAUAAAAAAGAAAGUUAUAGAGAAAAAGAGCCUAUUGUCGGAUAACAAAGAAGCACUGAAGAAAGAAUAUUUAGAAGAUUAUGCAUAUAUAAAAAGUACAGCACAAAAGACGGUGCAAGAUAAUCCAUACAAAAUAACAUUUUCUUGGGACGCUACAUUGGCAGAAGGUAAAGAAAGAAGGCAGGCGCUGAAUCCAUUUGAAUUUUAUAUAAAUAUUCACAGAGAUAGAAUCGAAAAUGAAUCUCUUAGUCCUCAGAAACAGAAACUCCGAUCGCCACAGAUUGUUUCUGAACACGAUGUUGAGGAAGAAGAUACAGAAGAGCCAGAAAAUGAAUCAUGAUAAUGUUACAUUAAUCAAUAAAUUUACGAGAUGUUUGCCUCAUAUUCAUCACCAGGAUGUUAGUAAUUCAUGAUCACAAUAAUUUUCAAUUGAGUUACGAAGGAUUAGCUGCAACCUUCUCAAUUUCUUGAAUACUAGUACCAUGUUGAUAUAAUAUAUUGCUUUACAUCUUAUAUUUUUAUUAAUUCAAGCUUGUAUGUUCCGUUUUCAACAAUCUCGCUUAAGACCCUUAUUGAUGCUCCGGUGAGUUGGAAUCAUAUUAGAGCCAAAGGGCAUUUUAUUGAUUUCUUAUUAAAUAAUGAAUUUAUUAUAAAAUGUUUUUAUGUUGUACAAACAUUUUUGAUACUAAUGAAUUUUCUUAUCUAUUGACUUGUAAUAUUACUCAUUUCAUUUAUUCUGUGAUAUAAUGGUUAUACAUAUUUAAUGAAACGUAAAAUAAUUUUGUCCAUACACAGUAAUAAUAGCAAUGUAAAGUCCAUGCAUAGCAGCUAAUCCAUUAGAGCUCUAUAACUUUACUUACUAAAGUAACCACAUUAAAGCUUAAUGGUAAUUUUAUUUCUAUGUGGUUUUUUGUAAGGUUUAUGUUGCUUCCCCAGAUAAGCGUUCCUAUUCAAGAAAAAAAUCCGUUACGCACUACCCCUCCUAGAGUUCUACUUAAAUUGGAAAUAAAGCUUAUCAAACGCGUCAGUUUUAUAUUAUGUUCAUAUCCUGGCGUCCUGAAAGAGCUUUGAUGAAUCAAGUAUAUGGGUAUAAAGGUAUGACAAGGGACAAUCAUUGUCACAUAUUGACCCAACAUGGACCCAACUCCAUGCAUUCCCGGUUGAUUAGCCUGAUUUUGACAAGUAUAUGGGUGGGUGAAUUUUAGAAUAUUUCUUUUGAUGUAUCGCGAGAAAUACGAAUGUGUAAUGAAUAUUUAAGGCUAUUUUCAUGUAUUUUAGUGAAGAAUACCGGAAUAUGUAUCAACUAAUGGCCCGCCCUCGCCUCACUUUGGGGUAGAAUUAAUCAAAACCUUUCUUAACGGAUGCCUACGUCAAAACAUCUACCUGCAUGCAAUUUCAGCCCGAUCCGUCCAGUGGUUUGGGCUGUGCGUUGAUAGACCUCUAUGUCAGUCAGUCACUUAGUUUUAUAUAUAUAUAGAUACUUAAUAUUAUAUGUAAAUGCGGGAGUUAUUUCAUUUAUCUGUUACAGUUGCAUUGCUUAGCCGCUAAUUAGAACAAGGAAGUAUGAAGUACUGUCUAUCACGAAAAUAAACGUUUACAUUAAGGAG
Molecule: messenger RNA, 5026 nt
Organism: Chilo suppressalis (striped riceborer)
Lineage: Eukaryota; Metazoa; Arthropoda; Insecta; Lepidoptera; Crambidae
Source: the annotation of a GenBank genome assembly